AUUACGCAUGCGUUUAAGUAUUCCGCCUCAUUUCCGGUUCAAAUCGAAGUGAAACUUCCUGAAAUUGUUUUCUGUUUACAUGACAGUUCAAAUAAAACGAUGGCACGAGAAUAUGAUCACUUGUUUAAACUGUUAAUUAUUGGAGACAGCGGAGUUGGGAAAAGCAGUCUUCUUCUGAGAUUUUCAGACAACACAUUUUCUGGUACAUACAUCACUACUAUAGGUGUGGAUUUCAAAAUAAGGACUAUAGACGUGAAUGGCGAGAAAGUAAAGUUGCAAAUUUGGGACACGGCAGGCCAAGAGAGAUUUAGAACUAUAACUUCCACAUACUACCGAGGCACCCAUGGCGUGGUAGUGGUCUAUGAUGUCUGCAGUGGGGAAUCCUUUGCCAAUGUGAAAAGAUGGCUUCAUGAAAUAGACACAAAUUGUGACGUUGUAAAUCGAAUACUAGUGGGUAACAAGGACGACGACCCUGACAGGAAAGUGGUUGUCACUUCUGAUGCACAGAAGUUUGCUGAUCAAAUGGGCAUACAGCUCUUUGAAACCAGUGCCAAAGAGAACAAAAAUGUGGAGGAGAUGUUUGUUUCAAUAACCAAGCUGGUCUUACAAACAAAAAAAGAGCAACAGAAAAAGGCUGCAGAGCAAACCACUCCAACCGACAGAAUACGACUAGACAGCCGAAGUAAAGCUAAAAAGCCAAAGGGGAAAUGUUGCUGAGACAGGGAAUUAUGUUGUUAGAUGCUGAAAAAGACUUGUAACAUCAGAUGCAAAGUGGCGAUGAGAUGAACAAAGACAGAAAUAUAAGUUUUUGGUCUUUACUUUGGAGAAAAAUGGGUUUGGGCUUUUGUUUCUAAAUGUUUCACCCUUUGAUAGUCUGAUAUGAGAUAAGAUUUUAACUUCAUUUGCUUUUUGUUUAAAUUUAUUUAAGAAUUGUGCAGCACUUUUUGUCAGUCUAAAGAUGUUCACAUUAAUAAUUUUUGCUAUCAAAAAACCCAAACUGUCUUGAGGAUUCAGGUAUUUUAGUCAUUGUUUUGCAAUUUUGUUUGAGGACCUGUACAUAAUAAGAAUUAAGUGUCUGGUAAGUGUUUUUUUAAUGUAUGUGCAGAUGUUAAUAUUGUUUUUGAAUUUACCUAAAUUGAUAAUAAUGUGUUUAUUUUUUACUCCUCUUAUCAAUAAAACUCUAAGCAAAAUCGCCAGCACAUGGGCAGAUUUUAGCCAUGUAUGAAUAAUGUUAUUUUUGUUACUAAUGAGCGCCCUAGGUAGAAUAUUUCAGUUAUUCAUUAACCUCCCAAUAGCAUAAGAAGACUUUAAACCACUACACCAUUGUUUCAUCCAGACAUUAGUAUUUUAUUUUAUAAAACAAAUAAUUAAAUGUUGCCUAGGCCUGUGAACAGCUACUGGCUGAAAACGAAUAAUGACCAACUUUCCUGGAAAAUUAAUAAUUUGAUUAGAAGGUUCCCAUAUUACUUCCAUAUAUCUAUUAUUUUUAUAUUAAAGGGUUCAUGGGAAGACAUUGAUUACAGGUUGAAGGAUCAUGUUACUUAGUAGAAGUUCACAAUUAGAUGUUUAUGUAUGUAAAAGUGGUGCCUUUUUUUUCAAAUAACUUUUUAAAACAAUUUUUUCUUAAGAAUUUCAAAUAGUGCAGACAGAUUUUUAUGCUACUUAUGGAAAUGUGAAAUUCAUCAGGAUCACUUAUCGGCACUUAAAUGCACUACAAAAAAAAUUUUCAUUUAUUUAAGAUAAUUGCAAGAAUAAAGUAUUUACUUCUGUAUUAACAUUCGGUACAGCCCUUGUGAAAACCCGUGUGAACCUUGUUGAUCCUGUCCCCUGAUAAGCAUUCAAUGGUUAGGUUGAAUCAGUUUGCAUAUAUUUCCUAUACGCAUAUAAUGCAUAAAUCUUGACUCGAUAUACUGUCUGUCUCGUAAAGAAAGCACGAUUUAUUUUGUUCAGAGCACCCACUGAACAGAUGUGUAUUUGUGGUGUUUUUUACAUGUGUAUACACAUAUGUUAACAACUUAAUGUUCAUUUCUGGAUGUAUUUGUUUUUUAGCCUUCAAAGCUGUUUUGCAUUACAUGUAUUAUUACUGAUUCGCUUGUGUAUUUUUAUCUGAGAUAACCAACAAACUUGCAUGUUCGCUUUUAUUAAUUCCAUAUAGACACAAUUCCAGCAGAACCUUUUUUUGUAUGCCCAGUCUCGAAAUAAUUUUUUGUUUGUUACGAAAAUGGUCGGAAUUUAUACAGAAGAACAACUUUUGCACAAUUAAUAUUUAUUUUUGAGGUUCAGCGUUUGAAAUAAGUGUUAAAUUAUUUAAUUUUAGGGUAAAAUGUUUGUAGAUAUCAUAUCUUAAAUAUGUAAUUUAUUAUGUGUGUGUUAUCCUUUGUGUACAUGUAGGUUGUAUGUUACAUUUAAUGAUUUUAUGUUGUAGCCAGUUAUUAAGUUCAGAAUAAGUUCAACAUUCUGCUCUAUAUCAGUUAUAAUGAUUUCCUUUUUAUGCCCCCCACUAUAGUAGUGGGGGACAUAUUGUUUUUGCCCUGUCUGUUGGUUGGUUGGUCUGUUGGUUGGUUUGCGCCAACUUUAACAUUUUGCAAUAACUUUUGCUAUAUUGAAUAUAGCAACUUGAUAUUUGGCAUGCAUGUGUAUCUCAUGGAGCUGCACAUUUUGAGUGGUGCAAGGUCAAGGUCAUCCUUCAAGGUCAGAGGUCAAAUAUAUGUAGCCAAAAUCGCUCAUUUUAUGAAUACUUUUGCAAUAUUGAUAUUUAGCAUGCAUGUGUAUCUCUUGGAGCUGCACAUUUUGAGUGGUGAAAGGUCAAAGUCAAGGUCAUCCUUCAAGGUCAGAGGUCAAAUAUAUGUGGCCCAAAUCGCUUAUUUAAUGAAUACUUUUGCAAUAUUGAAGAUAGCAACUUGAUAUCUGGCAUGCAUGUGGAACUUAUGGAGCUGCACAUUUUGAGUGGUGAAAGGUCAAGGUCAUCCUUCAAGGUCAGAGGUCAAAUGUAUGUGGCCCAAAUUGCUUAUUUUAUGAAUACUUUUGCAAUAUUGAAAAUAGCAACUUGAUAUUUGGCAUGCAUGUGUAUCUCAUGGAGCUGCACAUUGUGAGUGGUGAAACGUCAAGGUCAUCCUUCUAGGUCAAAUAUACGGGUCAAAAUUGCUCAUGUAAUGUAACUUCUGCAAUAUUGAAGCUAGCAAUUUUAUAGGGUCAAGGUCAUCCUUCAAGGUCAAACGUCAUAUAGGGGGACAUUGUGUUUCACAAACACAUCUUGUUAACUGGUUUUCGUUAACAAGAUAAUUCCUUUAAAGCAAAAACACAAUAAAAGCAGAAAGUGUUGUCUCCUAUAAGCCAAUGUGGUGCAUUUAACCAAGAUUUCCCAAAAUGUGGCAACAAAUAAAACUUAAACGCAUUUUUAUAUCAGGCAUUUGAAAGCUUCUGCAGAUCAUUGUUUAUAUGUCACAGACCAUGCACGGAACAUUCCAUUUUGAUACUUACAGGCAAAAACCUUUUAUUUGUUCAAUCAUUAUUAAAAUACCUUAUUAAUGCAGAUGAAAAAACAAUUUAAAUGAUCAAUAUUUCUUAUUUUUAACUUGUUAAGUGUGUGAACCAUCAAGGCACCUAUCUUAUUAAGUGUGUAAAUCAUCAAUGCACCAUACCUUUUUUCUUUUCAACCAUGGAAUUAUGUAACUACAAUUGAAUUAUGUAGCUUUAAUUCCUAAAUGUAUCUUGAAUGAAAUAUGUUGUAUUAUAUACAGUUUUUGUUUCUAUUGUUUGCAUGAUCUUUCAUGCAUCAUUCUGAGUGAUUGAUGGAUUAAAGUUGUCUUCCUGUUUGUUUUGCAUUUACAAUUAUGAAAUUUGGUCAUAAUGUUUAUCUUGAUGAAAUCUGGGUUGGGAUUGUAUUUGGGUCAUCUGGGGUCAAAAACUAGGUCACUAGGUCAAAAACUAGGUCACAUAAUAGGUCAAAUAAUAGAAAAACCUUGUGUAGACAAUAGAGGUCGCAGUUUUCAUCCAAUCUUUAUGAAAUUUGGCCAGAAUGUUUAUCUUGAUGAAAUCUGGGUUGGGAUUCUAUUUGGUUCAUCUGGAGUCAAAAACUUGGUCACUAGGUCAAAAUCUAGGUCAAAUUAUAGAAAAACCUUGUGUAGACAGUAGCGGUUACAGUUUUCAUCCAAUCUUUAUGAAAUUUGGUCAUAAUGUUUAUCUUGAUGAAAUCUGGGUUGGGAUUGUAUUUGGGUCAUCUGCGGUCAAAAACUAGGUCACAUAAUAGGUCAAAUAAUAGAAAAAUCUUGUGUAGACAAUAGAGGUCCUAGUUUUCAUCCAAUCUUUAUAAAGUUUGAGCAGAAUGUUUAUCUUGAUGGAAUCUGGGUUGGGAUUGUAUUUGGGUCACCAUGGGUCAAAAACUAGGUCACUAGGUCAAAUAAUAGAAAAACCUUGUGUAAACAAUAGAGGUCACAGUUUUCAUCUAAUCUUUAUGAAAUUUUGUCAGAAUGUUUAUCUUGAUGAAAUCUGGGUUCGGAUUGUAUUUGGUUUGUCAGGUGAGCGAUUGAGGGCCAUUAUGGCCCUCUUGUUUAAGAGAAAGUUUAUAUUUUGCGAUGCUUGUGAUUCUAAUUUAUUCUUAUUGAUAUUAGGUCUUUUAUCUUUGAAAAAGUGAAAGCUAUACAUGUAACAUUUAGAUUUUUGUUUGUGCAGUAAUUCAAAAUAUAUGGUACAGAGCAUUUGUUUAAAUGUACAUUUUGCAUUUAAAGUUGCUAUUUCAAUGACCAAUCUAUAACGUUGUGACAAAAACUAAGGAAUUGGGAUUUUGAAAUUAACUGUUAUGAUGUACUCUGUCUUUCCCCAUUUAAUCUGAGCAAAAACAUUUGAUAGAUGGCUCUCGCCAACAUCGUUUUCUGCAAAUGUGCUUUAGACAUUACGGAAUUUUGCAAUAUUUGUGUAUUUUGGCACAAAUAAUCAUUAUUAGUAGUACCAUAUGAGAGCGAAGCUCGAGCACGGUAUAAAAAUACUGAUGAUGCAUGAUGCAUGUCCCAUACACCAUCAGUUCCUAACUGUCUAACAAUUAUAUCUCAACCGAAUACUCUAUUACUUGGGGUGUAUGGAAAUUACUUGGGGUGUAUGGAAAUUACUUGGGGUGUAUGGAAAAUACACCAUGGGCACAUGAUCGCUCUAAGCCGAUUGGAUUAGGUAAUUUUUGUUGGAGAUGAGAUAUAUGAAGAUGACUUUUGCUAGAUUCAAGGUUUCAGUGGAUACUGACUUUUUACAUACCCGGUAUUCCUUUUAGGUUUUGAGUGAAGGUACUUGUUUGUGCCCAGCCAAUAGCUUUGUUUUGCACCAUGUAAUUUCCUAAUAAAUUGGCUCAAGUGGUCAUCAUACAAAGACAACAUGAAUCAUGCACCAACUAUGUUGCUCUCAUCAAGGUCAAGGUCACAGUGGAAAUAUGAAAUGAAUUCAUAUUCCUGUAUUGUCCAGUUGGAAUCGGUAUCCUCUUUCAAGCAUACAUUCUGUCCAGUCUCUCUUUUUUCACGAUAUACAAACAUGAGAUUUCUGGAGACUGGAUUCCCGUCAGUUAUUGGUACUGAUCAUACUUCUGAUUAAAAGUGGGUCAUUGAAAGCAAAUUGACACCUUCAAAACAUUCAAAACUUUUUUCUUGCACAUUAGACCAAGUUUCAAAUGCUUGCAUAUUAAAAACCUGUGCCAUUAAUUUAAGUUCUUGAAAAUUACACAAGCUGUAAAAAUUGAAAAUCAAUGUGUUGAUGCUUGUGAUGUUUACCAAUCAAUUGAAGUGCCAACGGAAUAAGCUACUUAAGUUUGUUUGUUUAGUUUGGUAUAGAAAACCGUAUUAAAUCUUAACUUUGGAAACUAAUUAAUAUAAAUUUAUAAACUUUUUGUCUUUAAAUUUGUAUUACAGCUGUUAUAUUAUUACGCUUAAAGCAAAUCCAGUUGACCCUCUAAGCAAAGACAUGUUAAAUAAAACUGAUCAAAGAGUCACAGAAUUGUUUGAAAUGAUUUUUGUUCAUAUUCAUUAUGUUAUGAUAUAACUUUUGUAUUGACAUAUGAAAUAACAUGAUUUAUUGUGUGUAUUGGAAAGUAAAUGGUCGAUAAUUAUAAAACAAUAAAAUAUGCUGAAAUUA
Messenger RNA from Dreissena polymorpha, 6111 nucleotides. Its product is annotated as ras-related protein Rab-35-like. The record is from RefSeq and is a predicted model, not a curated record. Gene Ontology annotation, molecular function: GTPase activity; GTP binding. Gene Ontology annotation, biological process: endocytic recycling. NCBI's taxonomy places the organism in Eukaryota, Metazoa, Mollusca, Bivalvia, Myida, Dreissenidae. The transcript is spliced from 6 exons. Gene Ontology annotation, cellular component: plasma membrane; endosome membrane. The coding region runs from base 100 to 717 and encodes 205 amino acids.